Molecule: messenger RNA, 1158 nt
Organism: Glycine soja
Lineage: Eukaryota; Viridiplantae; Streptophyta; Magnoliopsida; Fabales; Fabaceae
Product: B3 domain-containing transcription factor VRN1-like
Exons: 3
Coding region: 85-933 (282 amino acids)
Molecular function (GO): DNA binding
Source: RefSeq, a predicted model, not a curated record
AUCUCUAAUUUGUGCACCUCGUACACAACACUCGUUAGUCUCUAUUCUGUGGGCUGUAGUUAGAGUAGAGAAUCCCGUAUUCCAAUGCAGCCUCGCCAGAGUAGGAGAAACUAUGUUGAAGGUUCUGAUUUGGCGGAGAGUGAAUCUAAUUCUAAGCACUUUCUGAAGAUCAUACUUCCAUCACCCAUUCAUGCCAACCAAAUGAUGCAGAGGAUUCCUGAAGAAUUUAUUAAAAGAUUUGGAGAUGAACUAUCUAAUGUUGCUACGGUUACUGUUCCCGAUGGCCGUGUUUGGAAAAUGAGAUUGAAGAAAUGUGGUAAAGAUGUUUCGUUCCGCAGCAAAUGGCGAGAGUUUGUAGAAUACUAUUCUCUCGGUUAUGGUUCCUACCUAGUUUUCAGAUAUGAAGGGAAUUCAAAAUUUCGUGUUCUGAUAUUUGAUACUACUUCUGCUGAGAUUUGUUAUCCAGACUUGGACAAUAGGAAGAGGUCCAAGGUUGAUGAUCAAACAAGAAAGAAAGAGCAUAAGGAAGCUAUUGAUGAAGAUGACGUGAAUUUGAAAGCAUGGAAGAAAGAAAGUGAUUGUUCGGAGAUAGCAAAGGAUGCUUCUACCAAGCCAAAACACCCUUCUGUUACUUGUACCAUCCAGCCUUAUCGGUUGUAUGUGAGAAGUCACUUUUCUAAAAAGCAUCUGAAGCCAAAUGUUUGUAUGAUGCUCCAAAAUUGUAAUGGGGAGCAGUGGGAUGUUUCUUGCGUAUGCCAUAAUACGCGCUAUGGAGGAAUGAUGCUAACAAGAGGAUGGCGUAAAUUUGUAAGGGACAACGAUCUAUCCGAAGGAGAUCCUUGCGUAUUGGAGUUGAUCGAGACCAACCCAGCUGUUGUGCUUAAACUUACUGUGCUUGGUGCACCUGAAUAUCACAGUUCACGUCCGCACUGAACUCAACAAACACUUGAUGCAUGUUUGCUUUUGAAUUCACCUGUAGCCUCUGCGUAUUUCGGAUGUAUUGAGAGGGCACUGAUCUGUGUAAGUGAAUUCGUUCUAAUUACGUGCUAGUAUUAACUACUUGUGUUUUUUUUAUCGCCUAUUUUACUAGUUAAUAGCAGCUGUAAAUCGACCUUGUGAUGGAUUAUAUAUAUCAAGCUUGGUGCUGGUUAAAAAAAA